AUGUCUUUUAAUUCGAAGCAGCAAAAGAACCAAAAAUUUGGCCAUCUGCCUCUUUCAACAUCUGGCGCUCAAGAGACAACAUUGACUCCUACUGAUCAAAUCCAGGGCAAUGCACUGUUACGAACACCGUACUUCAACAAGGGCUCAGCCUUCACCAAAGAAGAGCGCGAUACCUUCAAACUACACGGCCUGCUGCCCACCAACAUUCAGACGCUCGACGAACAAGUAAAGCGGGCAUACGCCCAAUACAGCUCGCGCCCGAACGACCUCGCCAAAAACACUUUCAUGACCAGCUUGAAAGAGCAAAAUGAAGUGCUCUACUACAGACUGACCCCGUGGAAGCUCAUACUCGACCACUUGAAGGAAAUGUUCUCCGUCAUCUACACCCCAACCGAGGGUGACGCGAUAGCCAACUACUCGAGGCUCUUCCGAAGACCCGAAGGCUGCUUCCUGAAUAUUGGCGACGCAGACCGCGUCGACGACGAUAUCAACCAGUGGGGCAAUGCUGAAGACAUAGACUUGAUAGUCGUGAGCGACGGAGAACAGAUUCUAGGUAUCGGCGAUCAAGGAGUAGGCGCCAUCUUGAUCAGUGUGGCAAAGCUGGUCAUAUACACACUACAUCCAUAUCUUGCUAAGAGAAGACAGAACAAGGAUCUACUUGAAGACGAUCUCUACCUCGGCCAGCGGCGGCAAAGAGUACGAGGCGAAGAGUACGACAAGUUUAUCGACAAAUUCGUGUCAGCGUGCAGGAAGCGCUAUCCCAAGGCAUACAUACACUUUGAAGACUUCGGCCUGAACAACGCGCGUAGAAUCCUCGACAAAUACACGCCUCAGAUCGCAUGCUUCAAUGACGAUGUCCAAGGAACGGGAUGCGUGACACUGGCAGCUAUCAUGGCCGCCUUCAAGGUGAGCGGCACCAAAUGGGAGGAUGCUCGCUUCGUUAUGUUUGGCUCGGGCUCUGCCGGUACUGGUAUUGCAGAUCAGAUCAAAGACGCUAUCGCACAAAAUACCGGCAAAUCAACCACAGAAGCAGGACAGCAAAUAUGGUGCGUUGACAAGCCCGGCCUCUUACUCCAGGGCAAGAAGGACCAACUCACCCCUGCACAAGCACCGUACGCACGAAAUGACAAGGAGUGGGAGGGGAAAGAGCAUCAAGAUCUUCUCUCGGUAGUCAAGGGAGUGAAGCCCCAUGUUCUAAUUGGCACAUCAACCAAGCCUGGCGCAUUUUCCGAGGACGUUGUUCGAGAAAUGUCGAAGCAUGUCGAGCGUCCAAUCAUCUUCCCGCUAUCUAACCCGACUCGACUACAUGAAGCAAAGCCGCAGGACUUGUACGACUGGACCGACGGUAAAGUGCUAGUCGCUACUGGCUCCCCGUUCCCACCUGUCAAGCACAAUGGCAAAGAGUACGAUAUCUCUGAAUGCAACAACUCGGUAACAUUCCCUGUCAUCGGCCUCGGCGCCGUCCUUAGUCGUACACGCCUCAUGACAUCCGCAAUGCUCGUUGCUGCCGUUCAGGCACUCGCCUCUGCCGCACCUGUUCUCAACGACACCGGUGCUGGCUUACUCCCUGACGUGGAAGAUGUGCGCGAAAUCAGCGUUAAAAUCGCCAGAAACGUCAUCAAGAAAGCUGUCGAGGACGGGUUGGCGCAAGAGAAGGGUAUUCCAGACAACGACACCGACUUGGAAGAAUGGAUUCGUGAGCAAAUGUGGACAGCUGAGUAUCGCCCGCUGAAAUUAGUUGAACAUAAAGAUGCGGACGCGCAUGCGAGAGGUGAGGCAGGUGUUGCGUCUGGUCAGAGAGCUGCAAGGUUUGAGUAUUGA
Molecule: messenger RNA, 1821 nt
Organism: Parastagonospora nodorum SN15
Lineage: Eukaryota; Fungi; Ascomycota; Dothideomycetes; Pleosporales; Phaeosphaeriaceae
Exons: 6
Coding region: 1-1821 (606 amino acids)
Biological process (GO): pyruvate metabolic process; malate metabolic process
Cellular component (GO): mitochondrion
Molecular function (GO): malate dehydrogenase (decarboxylating) (NAD+) activity; NAD binding
Source: RefSeq, a predicted model, not a curated record